Rhinolophus ferrumequinum (greater horseshoe bat) is the source of this 560-nucleotide messenger RNA. It is a transcript of the gene UBA52, whose product is annotated as ubiquitin A-52 residue ribosomal protein fusion product 1. The transcript has 5 exons. The coding region runs from base 83 to 469 and encodes 128 amino acids. Lineage: Eukaryota; Metazoa; Chordata; Mammalia; Chiroptera; Rhinolophidae. Gene Ontology annotation, biological process: modification-dependent protein catabolic process; protein ubiquitination; translation. Gene Ontology annotation, cellular component: cytoplasm; ribosome; nucleus. The record is from RefSeq and is a predicted model, not a curated record. Gene Ontology annotation, molecular function: protein tag activity; structural constituent of ribosome; ubiquitin protein ligase binding.
GCGGCAAUUCGGCGGUUUCCGGUUCCGCCGCCCUCUUUCUUUUCAACGAGGCGGCGGAGCAGCCUCCCCAGCAGACAUAGAGAUGCAGAUCUUUGUGAAAACCCUGACGGGCAAGACCAUCACACUCGAGGUCGAGCCCAGUGACACUAUUGAAAAUGUCAAAGCCAAAAUCCAAGACAAGGAGGGCAUCCCACCUGACCAGCAGCGUCUGAUUUUUGCGGGCAAACAGCUGGAGGAUGGCCGCACUCUCUCAGACUAUAACAUCCAGAAAGAGUCCACUCUGCACUUGGUGCUUCGUCUGCGAGGUGGUAUCAUUGAGCCUUCCCUCCGCCAGCUUGCCCAGAAGUACAACUGUGACAAGAUGAUCUGCCGCAAGUGUUAUGCUCGCCUGCAUCCUCGUGCUGUCAACUGCCGCAAGAAGAAGUGUGGCCACACCAACAACCUACGCCCCAAGAAGAAGGUCAAAUAAGGGCCUUCCACCACCUCAGCUCACAGGGUGGCCUCCUGCCCAAACCCCUUGGCCCUGGAGCUUCAAUAAAGUUUCCCUUUCGUUGACUGGA